GGGCUCAAGUGCUCGAUAGGGAGAAUAGGCGGUGAAGAAGAGGGCGAGCGAGCGAAAGGCAGCUGGCGUCGUGCUCCUGGACAGACCUGAAAGGGGGACGAGUGAAGCGACUGCCGAGGGCUGGUCGAAUUCACCAGAGUUCAGGAAUGCAUUUGGCAGUGCUUAUUUUUGCUUCGGUGCUCUCUGUGACCACCUUGGCUCUCGACAAUGGACUGAUGAGGACCCCUCCCAUGGGCUGGCUGGCAUGGGAACGGUUCCGCUGUGACACCGACUGUGAACAUGACGCCUACAACUGCAUCAGUGAGAAUCUGUUCAUCGACAUGGCAGACAGACUCUCAGAGGAUGGCUGGAGGGAACUGGGCUAUGUCUAUGUGACCAUAGAUGACUGUUGGUCCUCCAUGGAGAGAGAUGAGAAGGGACGGCUGCAGCCUGACCCGAAGAGGUUCCCAGGAGGCAUCCGUAAGCUGGCACGCUACAUGCACGAUAGGGGUCUCAAGCUGGGGAUCUACGGGGACAUGGGCACACACACCUGUGAAGGCUACCCUGGCACCCCACUGGACAAGAUCCAGAUAGACGCUCAGACCUUUGCUGACUGGGAGGUGGAUAUGCUUAAAUUUGACGGCUGUCAUUCAAAUGCUACAGAGCAAGAGCAGGGUUACCCUCUUAUGUCGGAGGCUUUAAAUGCCACAGGCCGUCUCAUUGGCUACUCCUGCAGCUGGCCCGUCUACCAGGACAGCCUGCCACCGAAGGUAAACUACACUCAGUUGGGUGAGAUUUGCAACCUGUGGCGUAACUACUACGACAUCCAGGACUCUUGGGACAGUGUCCUGAACAUUGUCGACUGGUUCUUUAAAAACCAGGAUGUACUGAUAGCUGCAGCUGGACCUGGAAGAUGGAAUGACCCUGAUAUGCUGAUUAUUGGCAACUUUGGCCUCAGCAUGGACCAGUCUCGCACUCAGAUGGCUCUAUGGGCAAUUAUGGCCGCUCCCCUUUUCAUGUCCAAUGACCUGCGCACCAUCAGCAGUGGGGCCCGCAGCAUCCUGCAGAACAGAAUGGCCAUCAGCAUCAACCAGGACCCCAUGGGUGUUCAGGGAAGAAAAAUUGUAAAGGAGAAAAGUGGCAUUGAGGUGUUCUGGCGCCCCCUGUCGAACAAUGCCAGCGCCUUGGUGUUCUUCAGUCGUCGUAAUGACAUGCCCUACCGCUACCAUACUUCCCUCAGUAAACUCAACUACACCACCGGCAGCUACAAGACCUUUGAUGUUUUUACUGACAAGACCAUGAUGCUGAAAGACUCCACUGACUUUGUGGUGUCAGUGAACCCCACAGGUGUGGUCAUGUGGUAUGUCUUUGCACCUGCCAAAGUGAACCUCCACCAACUCUACGAAGGUGGCAAACUCCAGGGAUCUUAAUAACUUAAGAAUUUUUUUUUU
Xiphias gladius (swordfish) is the source of this 1430-nucleotide messenger RNA. Its product is annotated as alpha-N-acetylgalactosaminidase-like. Bases 147 to 1409 code for a protein of 420 amino acids. Gene Ontology annotation, biological process: oligosaccharide metabolic process; glycosylceramide catabolic process; glycoside catabolic process. The record is from RefSeq and is a predicted model, not a curated record. Gene Ontology annotation, molecular function: alpha-galactosidase activity. Lineage: Eukaryota; Metazoa; Chordata; Actinopteri; Istiophoriformes; Xiphiidae. Gene Ontology annotation, cellular component: cytoplasm. The transcript has 9 exons.